This is a messenger RNA of Eublepharis macularius, 2754 nucleotides long. It is a transcript of the gene RAB4B, whose product is annotated as RAB4B, member RAS oncogene family. Gene Ontology annotation, cellular component: endosome. The transcript is spliced from 8 exons. Gene Ontology annotation, molecular function: GTPase activity; GTP binding. Bases 71 to 835 code for a protein of 254 amino acids. The record is from RefSeq and is a predicted model, not a curated record. Gene Ontology annotation, biological process: Rab protein signal transduction; regulation of endocytosis. Lineage: Eukaryota; Metazoa; Chordata; Lepidosauria; Squamata; Eublepharidae.
GCGCGCCCACCCGGAAGCGCCCGGCGGCGGGGGCGGCCAUCUUGGCCGGCUCCCUGGGCGCCGCCAUAUUAUGCGAGUCGCUCUCCGGCUGGCGGCUGCUCUGCGCCGCGGCGGGAACGAGGAAGCCGGAGAGGGCGGCGGCGGAGGAGGAGGAAGAGGAAGAGGGGGCGCCCCCGCCCAGCCCAGCCCCGCCAUGUCCGAGACCUACGACUUCCUCUUCAAAUUCCUUGUGAUUGGCAGUGCUGGGACGGGGAAGUCUUGCCUGCUCCACCAGUUCAUAGAGAACAAAUUCAAGCAGGAUUCCAAUCACACCAUCGGAGUGGAGUUUGGAUCAAAAGUUGUGAAUGUUGGUGGCAAAACUGUGAAACUCCAGAUCUGGGACACAGCUGGGCAAGAGCGCUUUAGAUCAGUAACGAGGAGCUACUACCGGGGAGCAGCUGGGGCGCUUCUAGUGUACGACAUCACCAGCAGAGAGACGUACAAUGCCUUGACCAACUGGCUGACUGAUGCCCGGACCUUGGCCAGCCCCAACAUCAUCAUCAUUCUCUGUGGAAACAAGAAGGACCUGGACGCCGACCGGGAAGUCACUUUCUUGGAAGCCUCACGUUUUGCUCAGGAGAAUGAGUUGAUGUUUCUUGAGACCAGUGCCUUGACGGGCGAGAAUGUGGAAGAAGCCUUCUUGAAAUGUGCACGGACCAUCCUGAAUAAAAUAGAGUCAGGUGAGCUUGACCCAGAGAGGAUGGGCUCAGGCAUCCAGUACGGGGACGCCUCUUUGCGACAGCUACGGCAGCCACGAGGAACGCAAACGCAGACCCGGCAGCAGUGCAGCUGCUAGAGCAUGCCUCAAAAUCAUCUUGCAAGUGCUGGAUCUCAGCUGCUCCGGACCAGGGCUGCGUGAAGCACCUUCCUCCAAUCUCUUCCCAGGGACACUGCCUCACUGGCUGAAGCCCUCCUGCUCCCCGAGGAAACCUGCUGCCCCCCCUUCCCCUCCAGGAGUCCUGGUGCUGGUUCAGCUCCUGGGCCAGGGAGACCUGGACUUCCAGCAGGGGCGUCUCCCUGCCCUCUGGCCCCAGUGACUGCUAGGGGGUUCUCGAAAGGCAGGAGGGGAAGAGUCGAUGAAGAAGGAAUUUGGCCCCUCCUCAUCUUCUUACGGGUUCUUCUGUGCUCCGUAGCUGCUUCUGACUUAAUGCCCGAGGAGACUUCACACUGGGGAGCGAGGCAGGGUGUGCCUUUCAUGGGCUGUCUUUCCUACCCUGCAGGCUUUCCUUUCCUUCUGCUUUUUUCAGGCGCGAGAGGUGCCAUGCUUUCUCCAGGGCACGUGGCAACGGGGGCUCUCUACAGAAGGGGCUGGUCCUUCUGGAAAGCCACUGAGGGUCAAUUUGGUGGCACUCCCACACAGUCUCCCCCUCCUCCCCGGGCCUGCAGCAGCCACACACAGGGAAAAUUGAAUGGACUCUCCGUCGCUUUGAAUGGACUCUCCGUCGCUUUGCCAUUCCUUUCUGAGAGAGGGACUGGGGGCUUGUGAUCAGGCAGGGGGUGCUCUGGUGGCAGGGGGGCUGCAGCGGAGGCACUUGUGAUUUCCUCUGAGGGAAGGGGGGGCAGGGUCAUGUGCUCACAGACACCUGUUUGUGUGCCUGCAAUCUCAUCCGCUGGAACUUUGCCACGAGGCAGCUGUUGAUCCAACCUUUGACCAGGCACCACAGUGAAGUGCUUACAGGACACCUGGGGCCAGUGUAGCCUUCCUCUGCUGCAGGCCUUAGAGCCCCUUGUAAGCAACGGUCCGGGUGUCGCACAGCCCCCCCUCUCCUCCCUGCUGGUUGCCCCCCCCCUGCAGCUUGCCAGUUGCAUUUGCUUGUGCAGCCUCUCCUUGAAUGUCGGGACUGGCCCUGCUGUUACUGCCGCAAGGGAGGAUGCCCAUCUUCCCCCACUGGAUCGGAGCUUGUGGAGAGACAACUAAUUCAAACCGGGGGGCUGGGUGGGUGGGGUUUUUUUUUAUAAUUAGUAUUUUUUCCUCUUUCCUGCCCCGGGCAAUUCAACACGGCCAAAUUCUCUUAUCCAGCAUUUCCAGGCACUACUCGCUGGGUGCUGCUCUAGGGUCCGGUUCUGCUGUUGGCCUCCUGGUGCUGCCCUGAUGCUCCUACUUGCUGUUCCUCUUGUGCAACCAGCCCCCCACCCGUGCACACACGUGUUGAGCUCUGUCACCUGCUCCGUUGUAUUUUCGGGGAAAUUGUCCGCCCCAAAAUGACGCGCUGGAGCCGUGGACUUGGGAGACAAAGCAGUGAUACAAGGAAGACGGCGCAUGUGCCUGCAAGGCCACCCCCCCCCCCCCGUUUGCAUAGCUUUACAGAUCAGCAGUUGGGAGGAGCAAAGGCGCCCUCAUCUGCUGGGAUAUGGGCUGGUUCUCGCAUGCUCUGCUGGUUCUUCUCGCUCCUACAAAAAAUUGCCUAGGAGAUUGGAUUGUGGGGGGGGGGGGGAGAGAUGCUGUUUAGAUUUUUAAUGUCAUGUUUACCUUUGUUAUUUAUUUCUUUGGGGGGCAGAAGUCUCCUGUUCCUUUGCUCCCCCCCCCCCUCAGUUCUGGGUGGUUUCUCUUGAGGCUGGUCACGGGUUGCUUGAAUCCCAUGAUUAUGGGGUAGGCUGUUACAAAGCAGAGGAUAAUCCAAGCUCUCCUGUUGAUCUUUCUUUAAAUGCAAACAUUCCCUCCAAUGUAAGGCUGUGAAACUGAUUCUCUUCCAUAAAGUGUGGAUUUUUUUUCCA